UGGACUUACCGUAAAAUAGUUCCGUGCUGACUGUACCCUUAAGGUGAAGGUCCAUUGCGGUGACUUACCAUUAGCUGUCUGUGAAUUUUAGUUGUUUUUUGCUGCGAUGUCUGGACGUGUUCUAGUUGGAGUGAAGCGUGUCAUUGACUACGCAGUCAAGAUCCGUGUAAAGCCAGACAACAGCGGCGUGGUGACGGAUGGCGUGAAACAUUCGAUGAACCCCUUCUGUGAGAUUGCAGUGGAGGAGGCCGUCAAGCUGAAGGAGAAGAAACUUAUUAAGGAGGUUGUGGCUGUCAGCUGUGGCCCACAGCAGUCACAGGAAACCAUCCGCACUGCUCUGGCUAUGGGAGCCGACCGCGGCAUUCACGUGGAAGUGACCGGGAAAGACUACGACACUCUUGGACCUCUGCAGGUCUCAAAGAUCCUCGCUGCUUUGGCCAAAAAGGAAGAAGCUCAACUCGUCAUUCUUGGCAAACAGGCCAUCGACGAUGACUGCAAUCAGACCGGCCAGAUGACAGCAGCCUUACUGGACUGGCCUCAGGGUACAUUUGCUUCAGAAGUGUCGCUGGAAAACGAUAAAGUCAAAGUGGUCCGAGAAAUUGACGGUGGACUGGAAACCAUUAAAAUUAGCACACCGGCAGUUCUGACUGCAGAUCUCCGACUAAACACCCCCAGAUAUGCCACCCUGCCUAAUAUCAUGAAAGCCAAAAAGAAGAAGAUUGCUAACGUGAAGCCAGCAGAUUUAGGAGUGGACCUCACAUCGCGGUUGGAGGUGUUGAGGGUGGAUGAACCCCCACAGAGACAAGCAGGGAUGAAAGUGGAGACCGUAGAUGAUCUGGUCGUCAAACUGAAGGAUGCUGGGAAAGUAUAGAGGCGUGACGGGAAAAUGCUAGGAGCGCACAACCCAGCAGAGCAGGGCAGAAGACUGAACUAAACUUCCCAACAUCCUCAGGACGAGCUCUUGUAUCAGUCUAAUCUCUGUUCGGCUGUUGCUCCUGUUCCUUCAUGGUGGUAUCGACAGGAGAAAAGUAUUGAGAUUCACUGUUGAGCCCUGAAACAUCCCCCUAAAAGAACAUUUCUAUGAUGUAAAAUCUUCUGUCAUAAUUUUAGUAGCUUUUUACAAUAAAUGAAAGCCAGUAACCAUGUUCUGAAAGUGCUGCUGAUUGUCCUGAACUGUACUCUAACUCCAUUUAAAUAAUUUAGCUCACAAUCAUCUCAAUCUUUUUGUGUAGUCACACAUUAGAAAGUGUAAAUGAUAUUUGUAAAUACAAACCAGAGCAGAUAGUUAAUAAUAUGGUUAAGCAUUAUAUCAUCUACAGUUAACUUGUACAGAUAAUGAAUGGACUUCAGGAUUGGUUUGACAGUGUUUCUCAGUCUCACUUGGGAGGAGAUGACCAUACAUUUUAAAUUUUACCAUAAGCGCCUCAUUUCUGUGUUGAUUGUACAGAACACUGCAAAAACAAUAAAGCAGCCGCUCUUUUUCACAGCUACAA
Messenger RNA from Oryzias melastigma (Indian medaka), 1493 nucleotides. It is a transcript of the gene etfb, whose product is annotated as electron transfer flavoprotein subunit beta. Gene Ontology annotation, molecular function: electron transfer activity. The record is from RefSeq and is a predicted model, not a curated record. Gene Ontology annotation, cellular component: cytosol. Bases 107 to 871 code for a protein of 254 amino acids. The transcript has 7 exons. Lineage: Eukaryota; Metazoa; Chordata; Actinopteri; Beloniformes; Adrianichthyidae.